CACCCGUGUGCCUGAACAGCCUCAGCACGCUCUCUGCUCUCAUUCAGCUCACAAGAGGCAACCAUGCAGUCCAGACAAAGGCCAUCUCGAGUCAUAGCAGUUAUGAGAAGACUCCUGUUCCUCUGACCGACCUAGCUGUGAACUUUCGGCAUGUUCGCAGCCGCAACUAAGAACUUUGUGAAGCAGGUUGGGGACACCGGGCGGCUGAUUCCCGUCCCCAGCCUCAGUGAGGCUGACCGAUACCAGCCCCUCAGCCUGGUGACCAGGAAAAGGAGAAGACAUUUCUGGAAGAAAACCAAAUAUGCCUCAACCCCGUUCUCACUGAAAGACAUACUCGUGGGAGAAAAGGAGAUUACUGCAGGUGUGUCCUCCUACCAGCUUCUCAACUACGAAGACAAGUCAGAUGUGUCCUUAAACGGGCGCCUGGGAAACCACCUGAUUCAUGAAGUGGGCGUCAACAUCAGUGGUUCAGACUCUGUAGCAGUCAAAGCAUCCUUUGGGAUUGUGACCAAACACGAGGUGGAGGUUCCUACCUUACUGAGGGAGCUGAGCUCAAGGAAAGUGGACCUUGACCACUGCCUGAUCCGUCAGUCUAAGGACAGUGGGCGAACCGUGCUGUGUGUCGUCAUGGAGAGUAUUCGCACCACACGGCAAUGUUCCCUCACUGUCCACGCUGGCAUGCGUGGGACUACCAUGAGGUUUCAGAUAGACGACGGCCGAAACCCCAAGGGCCGCGAUAAAGCCAUUGUUAUUCCAGCCCACACCACCAUAGCCUUCAGUGUAUUUGAGCUUUAUGUGCGACUUGAUGGACGUUUAGAUAUAUGUGUAGCACCGGAGUCAGUGGGCGGCUUUGAGAGGGAACAGAUCCGCGAGCAGCUUGGAGGAUUUGUUGGCAGGUUCUCUGUGGGCAGAUUGCGAAGGUUUCUAUCAGGGAUCAUUUAUGGAAACCCCUUCAGAGCAGAUGACAGAACAUUUGAAGAGCUCACCCACUCCGACAUGUAUAUGGACGAUGUGGCAGACUACUAUGAGAAGGCCGCCAGCAUGACUGACCUGUCCACCUCUUACCUUCGGGAGGACAAACAUACACGAGUCAACCUGCUCAACCACAACAUCCCUAAAGGCCCCUGCGCCCUUUGCGGCAUGGGGCACCAGCGCCGAGAGACUGUCUACGGCUGCCUGGAGUGUUCCUCUGGCGGCCAAAAAUACGUCCGGCUGCAUGCUGUCCCUUGCUUCGACCUGUGGCACAAAAGCUUGCGGUGAGGAACAGACAGACCACAUCGGGUUAGUGAGAUUAGUGCUGGUGCUGUGGAUACUGCUUAAGCCUAGUCUGGGACUAAAUUGCAAGAUCCUUGGCAAAUCUUUGGGUCUAGGGGGGAAAUUCAGAACACGUCUAGGGCUAGGCCUAAUCUGUUUCCAGUAAAUAGUCCACUUUGUUGUAAACACUGACUUUGUAUAUGAACACUCACUCACUACUUUAUAGGCCUACUGUAAAGGUGUACAAUUACAGACAUUCAUUAUUGGUCCCUCUCUGACCACAGGACCACUGCUGUCCAGAUAUUGUUUGGAUGGUGGUUCAUUCUCAGCACAGCAGUGACACUGACACUGACAUACGAGUGCCAUACACACUGUAUGCCUGUCAGUGUCAUAAGAGUGGUCCACCACCCAAAAUUAUCCAUCUAAGAACACCUCUGUGGUCAGAAAUUGACCCUAGGGCAGGGGUCUUUAACUGGUGGAAAGAAGUUCAGAUGUCAGUCAAGUAUUUUAGGCUUUGCUAUAAAACCAGCAAAGUAUAAAAACAAUUCUAUAGCAAAGCUGAUUAAAAUAUGUAAGAAAUGGUCAUAUUUCAGCUACAUUCAUGAAGAUGAAGCAGCGCAGCUUCUGUAGCAGUACUGUGGUCCAGUUUAUUCAGUCGCACACAUUUAAAGAAAUGAUUUAUUCAAAGGCAGCUCAUCAGAACAGUGCCUACAGGGCUGGAUAUCAGGUCAGAAAGCAAAUAAUUAACAUAUUUCCAUAGAUUUUUAAUUUUAAUUAUUAUUUCCGGUCCCCUUUUCAAGUUCAAUACAGAUGUGCCUCAUCUGUUCGGAGUCACAAGCAAAAACGUUAAGCAUCAGCGCCACUCCGAAACAAAUCAGUUCAAAUUAACCUACCAACAAAAUCCUGUUCUGAGGACAAAUGAAAUAAAUGCAAAGCUCAGCAUGAAAAGUCCGCCAGGGAGCUCGUCCAUUCUCUGACAGCGCAAGAGCGUGAAAUGUUUAUUAAGACCAUAAUAUUUCAACUUAUUUUUUUAUUAAUUUAAUUUACUUUACUUUAUGGAAAGACAAGAUACUUUAAAGUGUUUUUUCCAGUUACUUAUUUAUCUAUUUAUUUACUUAAAAACAAGCCAGUGGCCAUACCACUUUAAAAUGCCUAUUAGAUUCCAAAAAUACAUUCAAACUACAACAUCAAAAAUGUGUAGAAAUAUAUUUGAUGUUUCUUAUUUGAUUGUAUUAGUUGCCUGGACUAAUCAUUAAUAGUUAAGUAUUUAAAGGUAAUUGUCAUCGGCACUAACUUGUGUUUGUUUAUCUGGACCUUUGUUAGCAAGAAACUUGAUGCAACUGGACCUUUCCAGGUUUGAGUUGAAUACUCCUAGUCUAGAGGAUCCUUAACACAAAUUGAGCGUGGGAACAGAAUGGCUACAGUCUGCAACUGUACACCAGCAAUGUGGACCUACAAAGUAAAGCUUUCUAAUAAAGUGACCAGUGAGCCUGAGUGUUUUAUUAUGGAUGUGGAACUGAUUGGUUCAAUGAGAUGCAACAAGAGAGUAACUGAAAAUGGCAGUAUUUACUGUCAGACUUUUACAAACGUAAUGGACAUAGAACUGAACUGAACAGAACGGAAAGGAUUUGUUUUGAGGCAGAUUCACUAUUAAGUUUAAACCUAGGCUUAACCUGUCUGACAAUCAAGUCUCAGAGAUUUCAACCAAUCCUAUGCAAAUAACUGCCAUUGUUAAAGGGAACUCAGUGUUCUGGAAUAACAAGAAAAAUUACGACACUUUUUAAACCGUUUGUUGAUGAAGUUGUGAAAAGUACUGUGGUGCUCAUCAUUUUGUUUACACAUCAGUUGCAAUGUGGGCCUCUCUCACAAAGCAGGGUUUCUUGCUUAGCCAGCUAACUUUAAAUGUAUUCUGACCUAACCCUGGAUUUUCUAUCUCAUGAUGGUGGAUCACUUUUUACCAGGAUACAUUACCAUGUCUAACUGCUCUCGGCAGUUGGCAUUUCUGAUCGUAAUAUAUAGUAAAUUAGACUAAGCACUAACGCAGUGGCAGUGGUGACGGGUUUUCUUUUUUACUGGUAAACAUGCUUUACUUCCUACAUACACUAUAUAGCCAAAAG
Colossoma macropomum (tambaqui) is the source of this 3371-nucleotide messenger RNA. It is a transcript of the gene pjvk, whose product is annotated as pejvakin. The transcript has 6 exons. Gene Ontology annotation, cellular component: cytoplasm. The record is from RefSeq and is a predicted model, not a curated record. Gene Ontology annotation, biological process: programmed cell death. The coding region runs from base 151 to 1260 and encodes 369 amino acids. NCBI's taxonomy places the organism in Eukaryota, Metazoa, Chordata, Actinopteri, Characiformes, Serrasalmidae.